ACCGAUGCGAUUAUAUACACUGUCCAAACGGCAUUUUGUUCUGGUCUUUGUAGUAUUCUUUGUUUGUUUUGGUCUGACAGUCUUCAUAGGAAUAGCAGGUCCUAAUGUAAUUGAAACUUCUGUGGCAAGAACUGACUUAAAUAACACCCUAAAGCUGAAGCCAUUUAAUUUAAGUUCGCCACCACUGUCUACUUACAAUCAGCAGCUGUGGCUGACCUGCGUAGUUGAGUUGGAUCAGCAUGAUGUAUCCCUCAAAAAGAAUGUUACUAUGACAGUCAAAGUACUUGGGGUGGUGAAGGAUGGAAGCACACCGUAUGUUAAUAAUCAAGUUCACAAUCGGACAAGAUUACUCAGUUGUGCACAAAAAUGCAGUGAAAUCAUUGUUGCUCACCUUGGCUACCUGAACUACACUCAGUACAACAUAUUUGUUAGCUUUGAAGAUCUAAAUAAGUUAACGUACACCAUUCAGAAUAUUACUUUCACAUGGAAGACCUACAAUCCAACUUUUUCACAAGUGGAAAUAUGGUUCCGAUUUGUCUUUGUAGUUCUUACGUUUGUCGUCACGUGUCUGUUUGCACAUUCCCUGCGGAAAUUCUCCAUGAGAGACUGGGGUAUUGAACAGAAAUGGAUGUCCAUCCUCCUUCCCCUCCUGCUACUUUACAAUGAUCCAUUUUUCCCCCUUUCUUUUCUGGUGAACAGCUGGUUUCCUGGAAUGCUGGAUGAUCUAUUCCAGUCACUGUUUCUGUGUGCAUUGUUGUUGUUCUGGCUUUGUGUCUACCAUGGUAUAAGAGUACAGGGGGAAAGGAAGUGCUUAACUUUCUAUCUGCCCAAAUUCUUUAUUGUUGGACUGUUGUGGCUGGCCUCUGUUACAUUGGGAAUAUGGCAAACUGUUAAUGAAGUACAUGAUCCUACAUAUCAAUACAGGGUUGACACAGGUAAUUUCCAGGGAAUGAAAAUCUUCUUCCUUGUGGUGGCAACCACAUACAUUCUCUACCUUUUGUUCCUGAUAGUGAGGGCAUGCUCAGAACUUCGUAACAUGCCUUAUGUUGAUCUCAGGUUAAAAUUCUUGACUGCAUUAACCUUUGUAGUGCUUGUCAUUAGCAUUGUUAUACUCUACCUACGCUUUGGAGCACAAGUUCUACAGGACAACUUUGUUGCUGAGCUGUCAACUCAUUAUCAGAAUUCAGCAGAAUUCUUAUCAUUUUAUGGUUUAUUGAACUUUUAUCUCUACACGUUAGCCUUCGUGUAUUCCCCCUCAAAGAAUGCACUAUAUGAAUCACAGUUGAAAGACAAUCCUGCUUUUUCUAUGCUGAAUGAUUCAGAUGAUGAUGUGAUUUAUGGGUAAGAUUAUAAAAUACCUAUGGAGAGUUACUUUUGUUGUGUUAUUUUUGUAGUGUUCUUUUCCAUAUUCAUAAAAUAAGGAUUUGUAGGUUGUUAGUGAAAGUAUUCUGCCUAAAGAACAGAAACAUAGCCUUAUUCUCUAAACAGAAAUGCAGUGAGAAUGCACAUUAUUUUUUCUUUUUUUGGUUUCUAAAAGGGAUUGCCAUGGCACUGAUACAAACAGGUAAGAAAGUAUUAGGAUGCUGGUAGGUCAUGGAAUGAAGGCAGCAAGAGCUGUGAAAGGAAAGGACUUCCUUUAAAACUGGGCAGGAUUGCAGGAGUCAGGUGGAGUUAGCAAAGAGGCAGCUCAUAUGUAAAUGCUUCAGGGAAGGAGAAUGGCUCUUCUUAAGUGCUCAUCACUUACUGAAAUAAGAAUAAUCAAAUCUAGCAAAACUUACUGGACUUGUGUGAGUUUAUGUAAUAUGAGAAUUGUAGUAGCACUUAAGAGCCAUACUGGUCAGGUGUGUCUGUGCUAGACAUUGAAUGAACUCAUGAUCUGCCCUUGAUGUUUUCACCUCUUACGAAAGACACCGAAGUGGCUGGAACAGUGAGGAUGGGUUAAUACUGCAGUCACCUGAAGAAGUUUGUGCUAAACUAGCUGUAUGCAUUGUCUGAGAUAGCUUGCCUUUGUUUAGUUAGAUGAGUAGUGGUAGUACCAGCUUGCUUCUAUACUCUAUACGAAUCCUUGUGAAAAGUGGCUUGUAGUUACUGGAAUAACUUUUAUUAUGCAUCACCCUCUGGAGAGAAGUCAUAUAUGUUGUCCAUAUCCCCAACAAGGAAGGAAAACAGAUACCAGCUUCUAAAUAACAAUUUGAAGCCUCAGUGUAGUUUAGAACUUUCCUGUUUAUGUUGGGCUUUCUAUCUAAACAUCACGUUCAGAAGUUUUAACAAGAUCUGUUUCACAGGAGUGACUAUGAAGAAAUGCCACUUCAGAAUGGCCAAGCUAUUAGAGCCAAGUAUAAAGAGGAAUCGGACA
Molecule: messenger RNA, 2356 nt
Organism: Haliaeetus leucocephalus (bald eagle)
Lineage: Eukaryota; Metazoa; Chordata; Aves; Accipitriformes; Accipitridae
Gene: TMEM181
Product: transmembrane protein 181
Exons: 15
Coding region: 5-1345 (446 amino acids)
Molecular function (GO): toxic substance binding
Source: RefSeq, a predicted model, not a curated record